This is a messenger RNA of Toxorhynchites rutilus septentrionalis, 10560 nucleotides long. RefSeq names its product mitosis initiation protein fs(1)Ya (gene fs(1)Ya). The transcript is spliced from 5 exons. Bases 122 to 2257 code for a protein of 711 amino acids. NCBI's taxonomy places the organism in Eukaryota, Metazoa, Arthropoda, Insecta, Diptera, Culicidae. The record is from RefSeq and is a predicted model, not a curated record.
GAGCUGUGUGAAAUUGUAAAGUACAUACUGGAAACACUGUUACGAAACAAUAGAUUGCUAAUACUUUGUGUUUCUUGUAAACCACAAUCGACACACGAGACGUGUUAGAUCGUUGGAAGUCAUGAAAAUUCCAAGCGAAGUUCAAUGUAAAACCUGCUCCCAGGUGUUUUGCUGCGCAAAAUGUCGCUUGAAACACGAGGAAAACUACCACCAGGAAAUGCACGCUAUCCGGCAAAUUUGCUAUAUCUGCAACAACCGACCGUUUCCGCUGCGUAUCGAUACCAAAGUAACCCCGAACAACUUGUUGAUUGAACACAUUCUGCGGGAACAUUUACCUUUACGUUGUAACCGAUGCACAAAGGUGUUCCACACGGCUGCUGAUUUCAAAUCGAUUGCUCGCUGUCAUAUAAGUGAUAACUCCAAAGACAAUGCAUGCCACCUGGAACAUAACCAUAAUAUUCCAACAAUUUUGGAAACCGCCACGGAAAUGUCGAGCGAGUUUCACGAAAUGGAGAACAAAGAAAACAUCGAUGACAACUGUUCCACGGAUCGUUCCGGCGCCAGUAGUGGAUGCGCUCCAACUACAGCUAUUAAGCUAAAAAACAUGGCCCUUCUGACCACGCCGCAGGUGCCAAAUGAGAACCGUAACAAUUUAGAGGAACAUGGUGAAGGAAAUCAGCCACUGCUGACCCCGCUGUCGAUGAUAAACCUGCGUUGGAAGAGGAAAAGUCGUCAAAGCUUCGAUAGCUUGCUGUCUACAACGAAUAAUCUGUCAGCUGUCAAUGCUUCUGAAAGUGCAGUUCAUGUUCCUUCUAGUCCAGGGAAGAAGCUUGCCCGUACCACGUCGACACCAAUGAUUCAUGGAUGCCCGGUGCGUUCGAAAGGAGUCAACGAGUCAUACACAUGUGCAAUGGGACAAAUCUCGAGUAUUCACAGCAAUAGUGGCAGUGAAUCAGACUCCAGAUCGGACGAUAUAACACCCGCUUCAUCAACUUCGUACGAAAUAAAUAAAGUUCGUGCAAUCAUACGCAGCCGAACCAAAGUUGCCGCUACUCCAUUGCGACAAGUGAUGUCAAAAAGUAUCCAAAGGGCAAUCGUAGAACAUGGUUAUUAUUCGAAGAUGGUAGCACCUGGUACACAACGAAAAAUGAGCUUCAACUCAACUGCUAGCAGUGGCUUCAAUAGCACAACCAAUUCUCCUUCACGAGCACCGUUGGAUCUACGAACUACUCCAGUUUUGAAGAGGUCAUCCAGCGAAUCUUCGUGCGGAUCCCACAAUCAAACCAAGAUGGCAUCGUUGACCAAAGCAAAGAGUGAAGACUCUAGUUGUACAACGCUUGAUGAAACAAGUCAGAUGAGUUCCGUCUUCUAUGACACGCAUCAAAAUUCUGAUUCACUAAACGACAGCAGCAAUGUGGACCAGGAAAAUCGUGAUAAUCAUAAAAUAGUCGAAGAAAUCGCAACCAAUCGCAGCGAAAGCAAGAAACUAAAACCAAUUCCGAGCUCCUAUCAUGACACUCCAAAGACGACGGGUGGAAUGCUGAAAAAAGUGAUUUCUUUCACAUCACCCGAGACGACAGGCCAUCGCAAGAAAGACGACUCAGAUCCGGACGAUACCAGCGAUGUUUGGUCAACACCUUCUUCGAUUCCACCGCGCAGUUACAGCUGCUCUGCAGUUGGGAAUUCUCGUUUCGAUUCCCUCAUGACAGAUGAUACCAGUGACACAUCAGAUGACGUAUUCUUACCUCCUCUGAAACAAUCCAAAUCAUGUAAGCAACUGAAACUGGACUCCCCGGCACCACCGAAUACCGGAAAACUCUGGACCAUUGUAUCGAACGUCAUACGGCUGGCUUCACGGACAGAUGAGAUCGAAGAAACACGCACCAGAAUUAACCCCAGCAAUUCAAAUGGUUCCGAGAGUGAUACAAAACUUUCGACUACACUUGUACAGAAAGCUGCAUCGUUUGCGGGUUUCUUGAAGAAUCAUCUGCCCGGUAGUCGAUCGCACCGAUCCGCCGAACAAAAAUCAUCCUCCGAAUCCGACGAUUUCUCGUUGAUUGUACAGAAAGGAGGAAAAAGGCGUCGUACAACAUCGGUCUAUGCGAAGCCUUACGAUACGAUUGGGAAUGCAGCUACGGUGCGUGUCAGCUCUAGCCCGGUAGCCAAACGAAAGCGUAUACAAGGGAGACAGCCAAUCGAGCGCAUGAGGCAGAACAGUUGGAAUAAUAGCGCCAGCUAUCGCAUGGGGGAGUACUAGAUAACAAUGCAAUGAAAAGUUCCUCAGCGUGAAGCUGGGAUGGCUCACGAUAUUUUUUCUGAUACCCAAUGAGGAUAAAGUAUUCAAGUAAAGAUAUCAUGUGAUUAUGUAUUUACCGUUAAUAUCAAUGUUUACCUGUGCCAUAUCUUAUAUUAUUAUCAUUCGUAUUUUUAAACAAGAUUUAUUAUGAAAGCUGGUACUAAAGAAUAAUAACUCGCAAUAUUUUUGUUUAUUAAAGAAUUUUGAUGAAAGGAAUGAUUAGUUGUUGCCAAAUCCUGGUGGGUAAAGCACAUUAAUUUUUGUUUUGUGUUCUAAAGGUUCACUUUUACGUUCUAUUUCAAAAACACGUCUUCUUAGUAUAGAAACAAUUGUGUCAAGUACGAAAAAUUCCUGGGGUGUUAAAAUUAGCAAUGCUUUGGUUUACCUGAGGGAAUACAUCUUCCCGAUUAUGACAAAGUGUUCUAGCAUCAAUUUAUUGGUGGUAGUUUUUUCAGGAGUCCUUCAAAUUUUAAUCGAUUACUACCCCAAAUAUCUGUCGAUUUCUUUAUCGUAUUCGAGCAAGGCUGAGCAUUUAGUAAACUAAAGGCCUGUAUCGUAGAGGAAAUAGACUAUCAGGAGGUACACCGAAUUACAGUAGAAUCUCGAUUAUCCGAUUAUCGCUGUGCGGGUUAUUCGCAAAAGCGAGAUAUAUAGGCCUUUCCGAACUUCGUCAGUGAUUGGUAGGAUUUUUUUCCUUUUGGUUUGGUCAUGGCUUUCACAUUUUCUGACCACUGUUUUUUUUAGCCCAAAGAGAAAUUUUUAACCCGAAGUAUCCCCUUGUGAACGUUUCAUAUUGAUACGCUCAACCACAUGCCCCAACCGAUCAACCAAAGUCCCGAAAAAUUUCGCAAACUGCACCAGAAAUACAAAACGCUAUGCGCAUUCCUAAACUGAACAACUCGCAAUCCGCGCCCUCACGCUUUUGUCGGCAUGACGAUUUCAAGAAGUGAUGAUAAUUACACAUGUGCAUACGCAAAGUUUCGGACACGGUACCAAAAAUUGCUACAUGCAGGCUUACUGUGGUAAAUGUGCUGGGGAUCAUUCCACUGCGUCCUGUGGUCUAGUUGAUGACCAAAACCGAAGUGUGCUAAUUGUGACGGUGAACACCAAGCAUCCAACCGAUCGUGCUCUAAGAGAACUGAAUUCAUCACCAUCCGACAGAAGGCGACAACAUCUAACCAGCCUGGUCGACGCAAGCGUAACGUUCGUCCCCCACCGUUUAUCUCGGAUGCAGAGUAUCCUGCUUUCCAGCAACGCCAUCAGGUCCCGAAUUUAAAACCGUCAGCGUAACCUCAACAACCUCAACAGUCAACAGUCAGCGUAACACCUAUACAUCUCCUGCUACUAACCAAAUAGAUGAAGCAGCCCGCAAUCGCCGUUCAGCAUAGCCCCGCCUCGCAGCUGCUGCCACUCAACCGAAUCAAGGGCACUCUUCCACCCCUCGUAUGUCAUACGCUGAUGUAGCCGCUGGUAUAAACACGGACAGUUCGAUAUUUACCACACAGGAGACAUUCACUCCUGUGGUAGAAGUCAUCACCAUAAUGAGACGCACCUCAAAACCAUCGAAGCCAUCGGUAUCGAGGUUCGCACAUCGCUCGGACCAAUUAUCAUCAUUGCGGCAUACUAUCCUAAGCAAGUCAACAUCAAGGACGGUUCAGCCGCACUUCUACGUAACGACUUGGCUAAGCUGGCUCGGCAGCGGGCGAAGUACAUCAUCGCAGGAGAUCUGAAUGCACGGCAUGAGAUUUGGGGUAACCGAAGGCAAAACCGGAACGGUAUCAUCCUUGCGGAGGACUUGGACACUAGCUAUUACAACAUCUUGGUGCAACAAGAAUCUUCUGAUCAACAGUUCACUCCAUUCUGGACAUUUUCCUGACCAAAAUGGUCAUCUCCGAGGAUCCACUCAUCUUCGAGGAAAUGUCAUCCGACCGCUACCCGGUGGUGCUUAAGUUGAGUGCCACUGCUGAAACGGUGGCCAAUCAUUCCCGACAAAACUAUCACCGUGCAAACUGGUGCGAGUUCCAGCGCGUUGUUGAUAUCAACAUCACCCCCGAUCAGCCUUUAGAUUCUCCAAAGAAUAUCGACCUGGCGGUGAAAUCCUUUCAACGAGCGAUUGCCACAGCUCGGUUCCGGUCCUACAUUAUCAGGUAAGUAUAUCUCUCCAAAUAGAUAGCACCACCAAACAUCUUAUUCGUUUAAGAAAUGUGUAUCGACGUCAGGCCCAGCGUACUGGCGAUCGGAACAAAAAGAUUAGUUCUACCAAUCUUUCUAGCAUAAUCCAGGAAAGGAUUCAAGAGCUUCGAAAUAGAGAAUUUCGUAAUAAACUUCGUUCUGCCUCAUUCGAAACCUUUCUGAUUCUUGACUAAAGUUUUAAAAAAUAAACAAAAGCCUUUCCCUCCGCUCUUCUCGUCAGAUGGUAAUCAUGAGGGUAACAUACUAUUAAUACCCAUUGAAAAAACGAACGCUCUGGGGCAACAGUUUGUGUCGUCUCACAAUCAUGGGCACAACAUCAGUGCUCACGAACAUGCCAUCAUUGAGGGAGUCUCUGAGGUCGAAUGAUCGGAAAGCUUUAUUCCGGAGGGGUCACGAGUCACUGCUGAUGAGCUGAUAGGACUUAUCAUAGGAUCUAAGAACUUGAAGGCCCCCGGUUUUGACAACACUUUCAACAUCGUGCUCAGGCAUUUGAGCCGCGGCUCAUUUGUUUUGGUAGCGAAAAUUUUACAAUAACAGUCAAUUUCGAUAGUAAUGGGAUUUUUUCACUGAACGCGAUGAUGACUAUCAGUUUCAUUUGCCACUUCGUUGAAACUGCCCAAAAGGUGUCGUGAGCUCCGCGUAUCAGGUUUAAUUCAGUUUCGUCGCUUUUGCUUUCCUGUGUGGGUUCCGUAAAGGAAGAUCCACCAUACAUCAACUCUCUAGAGUUGUUAACAUCAUUCAGCGGAAUAGGUCGAUAUCCAGGACGACAGAAAUGACGCUUUUGGACACUGAAAAGGGCUUCGACAAUGGGCCCUAUUAUAGAAAUCGAAUCGAGGAUUCGAUACAAUCACUAUCACUAUCACACCGAGUAAAAUCUGGAAUUAUAGAAAUCGAGGAAAACUGCUCGAUUCGUUAGCAAGCUCGAAUGUCAGCGGUUGUGAUGAAAUAUUUUGAAACAAGCUUGAAAUGUUUCACGAAGCACUAUAGAAAGGAUGCCAAAUCUUUUUUUGAGGUAUCUGCUAUGAAAAUGUAUUUCCAAAAGUGUUAAUAUGGUUAUGUUUUGGAGAAAACUGAUAUUCCUUCAACGAAUGAAGCUUAAUAGGCGUAAUGCAUGCAUGGAUGUGUAAUAAAAACGAUAUCAUGGAACAAUUUGCUUUACAAAAAUAUAAUUAUUAGAAAAUGAAUCUUCUCAUUUAUUUUCACAACUGCAAUCUAUGGAAUUCCGUAAGGUCACACAUAAAUUCCACUUUUUUAAGGAAAACAUUUUUUUUUAUGUAAUUCUCUUUUAGUGUCGAUUUCUUGUUGUAGCGGCGUCAAUAGCAUUAUUGUAUUGGGCCACCACCUUUGGCCCUGAAUUCUCGCUCGUUGUGUGCUAGUGUUUAUUUUCUUUUCACCUCAUGUCAAUCCAAAUCUGUAAUUUAAAAAAAUCAUUAUUGUUUUGCAAGACAUUUCAGCUUUAGCAUAUGGUAUAGAAAGUUCGGUAUAGUAUAGCAAUAAAAAAGAAAAUUGCUGACAAAAGUAAAACGUACUAACAUACGCUAGCAGGAAUAAGACAUUUUUAGGUAGGAAAUUCGUUUGAUAGUAAUUCAAAUAAUAUGAUAAAAUUUACUUAUGAAGUUGUAUGUAUCGUAGAAGAAACACUUACUUUCUGGAAUUCUGAACCAAGACGCAUUGAUGGUAUCAGCGCAUUAAGCUCCUCACUGAAUUCCUCCCACGUUUCCUUAACCGGGAUUUUAUUUGAACUUCCUCCACAAAUACCUCGAGCAAUGUUUACAUUCGCUUCCAUUGGUUCAACGAGUCGUUCAAACAGGUGGUGAUUUGUCUGUCCACUCGUUUUCAGCCACUGAAAUAUGUGCUGGAAGUAAAUUCUGCAUUGUAAAUUAUAACAUAAUUAAUAUGAAUAAUGUUGGAUUGAACAAUUACCUUGUAUAGACUAUUCUGGCAGCACCGUAAAACAAAUACUGAUCAAAUCAAACGAACAUGUGUUGAAAAUUGCAUAUAUUCAAGCGUUUCUGAAAUGUUUCCUAAAGGUAAAUAUCAGGGACGCAAACCAAAACAAAAUAAUUCUCUGAAGAUAUGUAACAAGUGAACCAAACAAUUCGAAAAGUUCUGACACUUGCAUCGAUAGCUAUCACUCGCUCGGUGCUAUCGAAUUGCUCGAUUUCUAUAAUAGUAAAAUAGGUCUAACGAGCAAAAUUCUUAUCGCCUCGAUUUCUAUAAUAGGGCUCAAUGUAUGGCACGAUGGUCUGGUGUUCAAGCUACAUCAAUACAAUUUUCCGAUGUAUCUGAUUAAAAUAAUCAAAAACUAUCUCUCUGAUAGAGCAUUCCGGGUGUCCCUGUAUAAUGUGUGUUCAGAGCAAUUCAACAUAAAUGAUGGUGUACCCCAAGGAAGCAUUCUUGGGCGCAUUUUAAAUAACAUAUACACUGCAAAUAUUCCACCGCUUCCCGGUGAUGGAACACUGUCUCAAUUCGCUGAUGACACCACGACAAUGCUUAAGGGUCGCGUAAUCAACGCUUUGACUCGCAAAUUACAGGGCGGCCUGGAUGCUCUAACAGAAUAUUAAACACAACAACGUGAGAAUUCGGUUCGACGACUCCCCUAUUGAAUGGUAUAAAGAAGUCACCUAUUUAGGACUCACAUUGGACAGUCAUCUAAUUUUCAGAUCUAACGUUGAUAAAACCGUCAAGAAAUGUAACAUAUUACUUCGGUCCUUGUACCCCUUAAUUUGCAGGAACUCGAAACUGUCUAUAAACAUAUACUCUAUCCUGUCAUUGAAAAUGUCGUUCCUGUUUGGAAGGCUGUGCCUGGAUACAAAAACUCCAACGCGUUCAAAACAAGAUUCUUAAAAUCAUACUAAAUUUGCCACCCUCGACGAGAACAACAGAGGUAUAUAGUAGUUUAAGGUCUUAGGUUAAGUAGGUAGUUUAAUUAUAACAAUUAUAUAUAUGUAUUAUAUGUAUUACUCAAAAACGUAUAAGAAAUAAAAAUGAAUUUAUGCAAAAAAUAAUGCGCGCGAUAGUACGGAGGACAGCAAGCUGUGAGCGGAAGUGGAAGACGAAUGCGUUCGAAAAGGAUCUUUUCGUAGAAGCACUUCGUCUAGAUAGCGGAGCUGCAGACUGGAAGACAGUAAAGUUCACAGAUCUAUUGGUGAGAGCUUGCCAAACUAUCAUGCCGAGAAAAAUAGAACUAAGAAGUAAACGACGCCCCGUUUACUGGUGGAAUGAAACACACCGCAGUCUUCGCGCUAGUUGUCUCCGAGUUAGAAGAAGGGUCCAGCGAGCAAGAAACAGUGCUGACAGAGAGGUGCAGUGACACCCGUCGAAUCUUGUCCCGAGAAUCUGAAAGUCAUUGUCGAGGGAUUAUUCCGUAGGCAUGAUCCAACGACUUGACCACCCACACCGUACGAAGAGAAUUCUGCUGAGCGUUCACGAGUCUCCAACGAGGAACUGGUAGUAGUGGCGAUAAGAUUGCAGAUGAAGCAAGCGCCCGACCCCGACGGAAUCCCCAAUGUGGCCUUGAAAGUGGCAAUGCAGGCGUCCCUGGUCAUUCAGAACAGUGCUACAGAAAUGUCUGGAUGAUGAUUACUUUCCUGAAAAAUGGAAGAUACAAAAGCUAAUGUUGUUGCCGAGAUCAGGAAGCCCCCGGGAGAUCCAUAUAUGUCUGCUAGAUACACUCGCUAGAAACUGCUAGAAACUGGUUGAUAAGGUUAUUUGGAUUUGAUGUUGGCUUCGUCCGGAAAAAAAUCGAUUUAGCCCACAAAAGUCCUGAAAAAAACAGAAAGAAAUCGCCUCUCCACCCCUUCUCGACACUCUCGUGAAUCUCGAUGCAAUAUUUGUUGUCGCAGAUGCUCCAAAACGCAGUGCUUUCAACCGAGUUGAACGUCGGAUGGCUCCCCUUUCUCGGGAGAUAGCAGUGUGCUGUGCCGAUAUCCUCAUUCCCACACUAGACCGUAUGUUGCCAAUAAAACUCCAAUCCAUUCAUUCUUCCAUUUCCAUGUCAUAAACCACCCAAUGUGACACACUCUCCUUCCCCGAAUCCAUACUCAUUAUUUGUAACGUGAGAAGUCCCAAGCGCCCCUAGCGCUAAGCGACAUGACUCACUAACCCACAUCUGUUUACCAUUCACACAAAGUGCAAUGCUCAGCUCUCCGCAUCGCAUUGCGACCUGACCCACAUCUGUUCACUAUUAACGAAUGGCACAUAGCAUAGCGUAACUAUAGCUAUCUCCCUUUUGGAAGUAUUGAACUAUUCAUUAUAUACACUAGGCUAAGAACUUUCUUGCAAACAAAACGACGGAAAUAAAAGGAGUCUAGUAAAAACCUUAAACGCGUUGAGUCUGGUGUUGUCCGAAACCCUCUCUGCCCAAUUCGAUUCACCAAACAGGAUAUGGCGACCGCGUACGGAGUCUAAGUCUUCGGGAAAAGACUUAGUACCACGAUAAAAACCUGCGUAUAAAGUAUUAAGCAAAAAGUGCAAAAAUUUGCGACGUGGCAGUGAUGGUACUCGAUUCGAAAAAUACGAAUCAGAACGGCGACCCGCAGGUCACCGUCAUACAAAACCAGGAGCAACACAGCCUGGACCACGAGGCCCACAGUCUAAAACUGUGGCUAAUCCUGACAUUAGUGGUGAUCCAAUUGGCGAUCACCCUGUACAAAGCGUAUAAAAAACGUGAGAAAAGAAUUGCCCUGAGCGCGGCCCGUUCAGUAGCAGCAAUGAACACGGUGUAAGUGAUUAAAGUGCGUCUCGAUGAAAAACGUUUACGAGCAGCACUAAGCAGUGCAGCGUAGCCGAAAAUAAUGAGUGCUACCAAUUGCCGAAUGGCGAUAAACUUGAUAAACCACUGUGCUUAUGAAUUGGAAACUCAGUUUUAAUAUGUGUGAAUCGUGAAUCUAAACCUGAAAUCGCACCAUUGCGUUUAUGAAUUGGAAACUCAGUUUUAAUAUGUGCGAACCGCGAAGCUAAACUUGAACCCGCACCAUCGUGACUGUGAAUUGGAAGCUGAACUUGAACCCGCACCAUUGUGACUGUGAAUUGGAAGCUCAGUUUUUAAUAUGUGUGCCUACGUUUGACGGAAUGAGUUUCAGCGCCCCGGAGCCCCGCAGUAGAACAUCCCGGAAAUGAAGGAGCAGUGGACCCAGCAAGGAAACUGAACGAUACGGCAUAGCAACCAACAGCAGCAAUGGACCGCCUCUCGAUGGAUUCGUUGUUCCAGGAAACGAUGGAUAUCAGUUGGGCCAAUCGUACCGUCAGCAGCGAGGAAACCAACAACCAUUUCACACUGAGCAAUCAACAGCUAAAAAGACUACCAGCACCGAUUCGGACAACAUCGACUCGGAUGAGAAGCAGCAGCAACAGCGCAGAUUGUCGGUGUUAUUCCAAUAAUAUACUGUCUGUAGCAAAAACUCCACUAGCUGAUGAACGAUAUGCUACGGAGAAAGUUCCAAAAUUUCAAACACAGCGUCACGACAACAUUAAUUCUACAGCAGUACUUGGCGACGGAACCCAGCGGAAACCAUUACCAUCACUACCACCGACAGCAGCCCACUAAUCCAUCCAUCGAAGGAUCGGAGCGAUAUGUGUCCUAUUUGCCACACAAUUUCCUCCACAAAUCACGACUUCACGGAGCUCAACAACAGAAAAUCCGCGUCUGAGGAUGCCUGGGAGAGUCAGUUUGCGUGGUAAAUUUGCUUCAAGACGCUUCGUUGCUGGAUCGGUACAUGCUGCCUCCGCUCGAACUUGGAGCGUCACAUCAAACAGUAACAUCUUUAAUUCUGGUCGUAUUGUCAGCGCGGAGGUAAUCAUUAGAAGCGUGGUUGGAGCAUUCGAUCGGCAAUCAAGCAAUCCGCCAAAGGAAGGACGUAGACAAAGAUUUGAUGUUCCGCUGUCACAAGAUUAAAACGACGAGCAGGUGCUGCUGACUUCCGGCUCGGCAUGUGGCUGAGUGGAGAAUUUCUUAUUAAAUUUAAAGAACAAGUAAUACCAAUAUUGAUCCACAAUUAUCAAUCCGCAUGUGACUAAACUGAGAGAUUUUUUCACUAUGCAGCUUCCAUUGGGAUUUCCAGUAAAAAUAG